Folsomia candida is the source of this 3798-nucleotide messenger RNA. RefSeq names its product glutamate receptor 1. Gene Ontology annotation, cellular component: postsynaptic membrane; plasma membrane. The record is from RefSeq and is a predicted model, not a curated record. Lineage: Eukaryota; Metazoa; Arthropoda; Collembola; Entomobryomorpha; Isotomidae. The coding region runs from base 234 to 3257 and encodes 1007 amino acids. Gene Ontology annotation, biological process: synaptic transmission, glutamatergic; modulation of chemical synaptic transmission. Gene Ontology annotation, molecular function: transmitter-gated monoatomic ion channel activity involved in regulation of postsynaptic membrane potential; glutamate-gated receptor activity. The transcript is spliced from 23 exons.
AGAAAGCAUAAAUGUUGCCGUGUUCUACUGUCACCACCACCACCGCUACCACAAUAAUAACAAGAACAACACACGAAGUAGACACUCGUUUUCCUUUCUCCAUGAAGGGACAGGCUUUUCCUGUUAUAUAAUUUUUGUUGCUCAAAUAUUCUCCAAUAAAGUUCAGUAAAACGAAUAAAAAAUGAAAAGUAUUUAAAAUUUUAUAAGCAAAAGGGUUAACUUUUGUGCCAAAUAUGCCGUGCCAAAGAAAUUUUGGGGGGAGAAAGUUUAUCAUAAUUGUUGCAUUGUGUUACUUUUCAUUUGAUGGUGGUUCCCAUUCAGUGAAAGCUGGAAACAUUCCGCUUCCACUGGGGAUCGUGUUCGGUCAAGGCAGUCCGGAAAUCCAGACGGCAUUUAAACACGCCCUGCUCACCAUGAACCUCAACAUUACCACGAAUCCGAGAGAUAACUAUAGAUUGACGGCGUUCGUUGACAGCAUAAACACGGCGGAUGCGUUUAAGCUGUCCAAAUUGAUUUGCAACCAAUUUUCGCGAAAUAUUUACGCCAUGGUGGGAUCCAUGAAUGCAGAAUCGUUUCAUACGUAUCGUGCUUUCGCUAAUACAUUUCACAUGCCCUUAAUUACGCCAAAUUCAUGGUACUCGCCCAGGGAAGCGGGGGGAGGUCGGGGAAAGGCACAGAAUGAUGACGGAUCAGACUACGCGACAAGACUUCGGCCCGAUUUUAAUCCUGCGAUACUCGACACGAUUCACCACUAUGGAUGGAAAGAAGUUAUUUACCUUUAUUCUACGAAUGAAGGACUUCUCCGCCUUCAAACUCUCUUUUAUCGCACCUCCGAACCAGAUUAUAUGCUGAAAGUGAAAGUAGUUAAGAAGAUUUCAUCGGCAAAAGAUGCAAUCUCUGUUUUGAGGGAGGUGGAAGCAGCCGAGAGAUUUACCCAAAAAUACGUCCUCCUCGACACACCCACCCCACUGGCCAAGGAGAUCAUUCUAAGCCACGUCCGAGACGUGCAACUAGGCCGGAGGACGUAUCAUUAUUUGCUGGCAGACUUGGCAUUUGACGACACGUGGGAAAGUAACAUUUUAGAGUUCAACGCCAUAAAUAUCACGGGAUUCAGGAUGGUCGACACUGGGCGGAAGUACGUGCAAGACUUUCUCCAGAAGUGGGCCGUUUUAGACACCACGCAGUUCCCUGGGGCAGGGAAGGAUAGCAUUUCGGCCAACGCUGCGUUUAUGUUUGACGCCAUGCUGAUCAUAAAAGAAUCCUUUACCGACAUUCUGACCGACAAUCCGUACGCUUUUAAUCGAUACGGUGCAGAAACUGGUUCCGCGUGCGAGUCUGGUUCUGAUUUUUUGGACGAUAUUCGGCCAUUUGAAUAUGGACAAAAUGUGAACCAGCAUUUGCGACGGGUGCAAACGGAAGGGCUCACAGGCAAUCUUCAAUUUCACGAAAAUAACGGGACACGAAAGUAUUUCUCCGUAGAUGUGAUGGAGUUGAGGGACAAUGCCACGAAAGUCAAGAUUGCUCAAUGGACGGAUUACUCUGGGUUCAAGGUGGAAGAAACCCCACAAAGUCACAACCAAUAUAAUAACGACAAAGAAGUCAGAAAUUCUGGAGAGAAAGAUGUUUACAUCGUUUCAACAAUUUUGGAUGAACCAUUCCUAAAAUUGAAGAGUCCAUCCCAGAGAAAGUCCUUGUCUGGAAAUGAUAUUUAUGAAGGAUUCCUUAAAGAUUUUGCUGACAUUGUGUUCAAAAAUUUAGGAGUGACAUAUAAGUUCCAACUCGUACGUGAUGGAAAGUAUGGGGCGAAAAUGCCCUCCGGUUUUGGAGAAAAUUGGAAUGGUAUUGUGGGCGAAUUGAUUCGCAAGGAGGCAGAUUUAUCCAUCGCCCCGCUGACCAUCACCGCAGACCGAGAACGCGUCAUUGAAUUUACAAAACCAUUCCUCACUCAGGGAAUCUCCAUCAUGGCGUACAAACCGAAAAAGCACCUCCCCGGCAUGUUCAGCUUUAUGAAUCCGCUCUCAGAGUGGGUGUGGCUGUCCGUUCUGGGUGCUUACGUUGCAGUGAGCGCAGUUUUCUACCUCAUUUAUCGCCUCACCUCACUCCAGCAGCCUCACAACAACCACACCCAAUCAGACCAUCAGUUCAUCCCCCAUCAAAACCAACAGCGAAUUAAUGGCGAACUACACGCCAAAUUUGCUCAGCAUCAGCAGGCUCAAGAUCACACCCACACGCAGAUGUAUCUCAUCCAAAAAAAGCAGAAGAGUGAACGCCUCCCAGUUUCGAACUUUUUGUGGAUGGCGUUCGCAAUUUUGACGAAUAAUAGAACUUUUGUCUCGAGAUCCAUCGCUGGAAAAUUUGCAAGCACAGUUUGGUGGAUGUUUGCCCUGAUCCUUGUGUCCGUUUAUACUGGGAAUUACAUCGCCAUAAGGCUCCGAAAUAAGGCUGCCAAUCCCAUAAAAUCAGCCUGGGAUUUAGUCGACCGGGCAGGAAUUCAGUAUGGAACUCUCCAGUCGGGCUCGACCUACGAUUUCUUUAAGAAUUCCGAGAACGAAGUCUAUCGCUCCAUGUUUGCUCAUAUGAGUGGCCCUCAUCAGAAAAAUAUGCCCAGUUAUGAAGACGGAAUCAACGCUGUGAGGCAGAAGAAAGGAAAAUACGUAUUUAUUUUGGAAUCGGCUAAAAUUGAGUAUGUCAGCAAUCGCAGGCCCUGCAACACUAUCAAGGUCGGGUACGACUUGGGAGAAAUUCAUUACGGCGUGGGGCUUCCGGGUGGUUCGCCAUUGACGAGCAAGAUGAACAUGGAAAUCCUAAAACUGCGAGAAAGCGGCGUCCUCCGUAAACUCGAGGAGAAAUGGUGGAUGAAUAAAAUAGAUUGUCAAAUUGCCACCAAGUUGGAUCAACUCGACUCUGCGAACGAGGAGGAACUUUCCCUUGGGAAUCUGGCCGGAAUCUUUUACAUCCUCAUUAGUGGAAUGGUUAUUGCAAUCGUGGUCUGUUUUUUUGAGCUUUUCUGUUCCUCCAGCUCCAAGAAGUCGAACCUCCAGGAAGCCAGUAGUAAUCUCAAGGUGGCAUCAUCCACCCUGCCAAAACAGGUAGUCCUCCAACAUCACCAGCAGCAGCACCAGCACGAUAGUCUCGUACACCAUCGUGUAAACUCACAUUCUCAUUGUCAUUCAUCCCAUCAAAACGCCAUCAUCGAUUCGGUCCCGAUGCCAAAUGAUUUCUGCGAUAUUUCGCCAGACAUGAAUACAAAUAAGUGAAUCAACGAGGGAAUAUAUUCUGUCCUGUCUAGAGUAACAAUUUGGCUGAGGUACGUAAUACAUACGCAAGUUGUGUAAGGAUUUGUUUUAUACAGGAGACAAAAUUUGGAUUUAACUUAUCACUUUAAGGCUUAUCAGGUAUUACGAGAAACAAUAAUAAUUUUAGUGAUGAAAGUUAAAUGAAAUCAAUCAAAAAUGUUGCCAAAAAGUUUGCCAAAGAAAAAGUUGUGACUAAAAUACAUACUAAACAUAAUCUCACAUCACAAGGUUCCGUGUUAUCUAAAAAACACAUAGUUAACAAGUAGACAAUCCAUAUCUCAUAAAUAUGUAUGUACAUUUUUAUUACUUAUUAUUCUAACUAGUGUAAAAAAAAAUUUGUUCAAAAACUUGUUGAUGUUGUCGUAAGUACUUAUUCUCAGCUCAAUUAUUUAUGACUUUUAUUACACCGUUAUAUUUACGACGGCAUAGAGAGUUAAGAAAGUUGUUGCUUAAUUAUGUCGUCUCAAUUAAGACGGAAUAAUAAAUGGAAUACUAAAUUAAA